Molecule: messenger RNA, 1097 nt
Organism: Malus domestica (apple)
Lineage: Eukaryota; Viridiplantae; Streptophyta; Magnoliopsida; Rosales; Rosaceae
Product: carbonic anhydrase 2-like
Biological process (GO): carbon utilization
Molecular function (GO): carbonate dehydratase activity; zinc ion binding
Source: RefSeq, a predicted model, not a curated record
UUAUUUACAGAUUUUUUUUUGGUGCCCUCGAGAUUAAGGAGAAACACGUAUAAUACAUUUCCAUGUAAACUAAUAAGGUCGUGAUUUUUGAAUUUUCAGGAACGAAAGUAGACAAAAUGGCAAGCCAAUUAGCUAUUCAACGCCUGAAAAAUCUCCUCAGUGAGAAGGAAGAGCUGGACAAUGUGGUUGCUGCCAAAAUUGAGAAGUUGACGGCUGAACUGCAAAGACCGGAUGAUCAUUUUGACCCAGUUCAAAGGAUUGUAGAUGGCUUCAUCAACUUCAGGAUCAACAAAUUCGAAAAAUACCCAGAUUACUACAACGAGCUUGCCAAAGGACAAAACCCCAAGUUUCUGGUAUUUGCAUGCUCGGACUCCCGAGUGAGUCCCUCACAUAUCCUUAGUUUCCAACCUGGGGAGGCCUUCAUGGUUCGCAACAUUGCGAACAUGGUUCCUGCAUUCAAUCAGCUGAAAUAUGCAGGAGUUGGAGCAGUCAUAGAAUAUGCUAUUACAGUACUCGGGGUAACAAAUAUUUUGGUAAUCGGACACAGUCAUUGUGGUGGGAUAAAGAGGCUUAUGACUCACCCUGAGGAUAACUCUGUUCCCUUCGACUUCAUAGACGAAUGGGUCAAAAUCGGUUUACCCGCCAAGGCAAAGGUUAUAGCAAAGGAAGGGGACGCCGAUAUUAAUGAACAAUGUGAGGAUUGUGCAAGGGAAGCAGUAAAUUUGUCACUGGUAAACCUACAAAGUUACCCUUACGUUCAAAAGGCACUCUCGGACAAAAACCUAGCACUCAGGGGUGGUUACUAUGACUUUAUUCAUGGGAUUUUGGAGCUAUGGGAGGUUGGGUCGCACAUUUCACCUUCCAUCAUCGUACCAGCACCUUAACUGCAUGUUCGUUUGCUUGAAGUCGAGGUGUAUAUGCAUCUCAACAAGGGUGAUUAUAAAUAAAGUAGAUGAAAACCUGGUGGCCCUUCUUUAAUUUGCUUGCGUAUGUUGGGUUUUUUACCUCGAUGAAAGUAUAACAUUGUAUCUUUUGUUAAGUUGUACUGUACUCUAUGUACCAUUAAAACAAAUAUGGUAAUAAAGUAGUUAUUAAUU